AUGUCGCGCUCAAUGUUCCGGCUUCUAUCGCUCCUCUACUUCUUCCUGCUGCAUCAGCAGGUUCUGGCGCAAACGACCACCUCAUCGACCCCCGGCGGGAGUGUCAGCACCACACCAUCAAAUUCGGCGACACUGACACCGAGUCCAGCAUCGUCUUCCUCUACACCUCCUGAUGUCUACCUGAACGUACCAACUCUCUCCGUCGGUCGCAUUGAGCUUGAUGUCGACGACCUGCGGGCAGACAUCAAUUUGAAUGCCCAAGUCGCGUCCCUGGUCACCCUCAAUGCUGGCGUCGCCCUCUCCAUUCAAGAAGUCAACCUCACCAUUUCGGAUAUCGAUGCAGAGCUUGAACUGAUCGUCCGUCUGGGCCACCUAGUCGACAUAGUGAACCGAGUCUUCGAAUCAUUGGACCUCAACCCUCUCCUGAUCUCUGCCAUCAACAAUGUCACCUCAUUGCUCGAGCCAAUCGUGGGGGCUAUUGACGGUCUUCUCGGUUCCAUCACACAAGGAGGAACAACACUAUCAUUCUUGAUAGACAAUCUAGGAAAUAUCGUCCAGGAAGUCAACGGAGUGAGCACAAUCGUUGGAAAUUACCUGACAAACAUGACCGACACGGGUGUCAGUCAGACAUUAUCUGGUGGCCUCAUUGAGAAGACUUAUUCAUAUGCUCCGCUCAAUGCGUUGGUGGAUAUCGUUUUCAACGCAGCUGGACAAGUUGUUCAGGCAUCCGUCCAGAAGCAGAGCGGAAGUGGUGGCAGCACCACGACAAGUUCUACGUCGGCGUCAAGUACCACCCCGGCGCCUUUUUCAUCCACCAGCAGCUAG
Messenger RNA from Cladophialophora psammophila CBS 110553, 825 nucleotides. RefSeq lists its product as uncharacterized. Bases 1 to 825 code for a protein of 274 amino acids. The record is from RefSeq and is a predicted model, not a curated record. The transcript has a single exon. NCBI's taxonomy places the organism in Eukaryota, Fungi, Ascomycota, Eurotiomycetes, Chaetothyriales, Herpotrichiellaceae.